Aspergillus ruber CBS 135680 is the source of this 2315-nucleotide messenger RNA. RefSeq names its product ASCC2 family CUE domain-containing protein. The coding region runs from base 109 to 2181 and encodes 690 amino acids. Lineage: Eukaryota; Fungi; Ascomycota; Eurotiomycetes; Eurotiales; Aspergillaceae. The transcript has a single exon. The record is from RefSeq and is a predicted model, not a curated record. Gene Ontology annotation, molecular function: ubiquitin binding.
UACAGGUAUAAGUACAGGUUGCCAGUGCUACAGAGCAAUAUUGUUCUUGAUACCCUUGCUAUAUUCUUUUUCUUUUGGUUCUAGUUCUUUUCUUCAUUCAACGUUUUAAUGACUGAUCUACCUCCCCUCGCUGCGGUUCCACCACCCGCGGUCCGGAUUACGCUACAAGAGGCCGAGUGGGAAGCAUGUAUAGAUGCAUGGACGAUGCUUCUGGGAAUCCGGAUAGGCUCGCCAUCAAAAAUAUUCCAGGAUGUUAUACCAAAGGAUGAGUCUACUGUCUUUUUCCUAUCCUCUUUCUACAACCAACUGGCCACCUCGGGGGAAGCAGGUCUAAAGCUGGGACCAAAAGGACGAGCACUUCGAAAGCUAUCCUUCUUGCUCACAAGACGUAUACUACUAGAUCUAUCUUCACCACCGGUAGAUCUACUCUCUUGGAACUUCCUGGGCAACUUUUGCUGUUGUUAUUCGUCUAGUGCAGCCCUGAAACGCUUACUAUCAGAUGCAUGGGAUAAACACCAUGAAACCAUCACAGUCAGCGUUGAGAAGGCGAAAUCCUCAGUCAUCAAACAACUCAUGAACAAGAAGACUUCUGAUGCCCCCGCUGUCAAUGCGGAUAUCUGCACGUUGACGAUUCUGGCCUCGACUUUACCUGCAUGUGGUCAGGUGCUUAUGGCGGGUUCUGACUACCUCGAUACCCUCUCAGAUGCAUAUCAAGCGCAACCCAGAGAGGCUCUGCGGAGGGUUUUCGUUGCCAACAUUUACGUUGGGUUAACAUCGUUACUGAAGUCGAAGCCGAACCUUUCGUCUCUCUUGGAUCAGCUCUUUGGUCUCAAGGCGACUGCGGGGGUUGGCACGCCAAAGACAAGAAAAGAGCCUACACUGCUCUCUGACUUGAUUUGCAGUUCUGAUUUGCUUGCUCGUCUAGAGAAAUAUCUCUCAGACCACCCGCAGAAACGCGGGGAGGAUCUAGUAUCCAGUCUGCGAACAUAUCAAACAGAAUCGAGGGUGUUCCAUCAUCGCUAUCAAAAGAAGAAAAAGACGGUCGAGAAGGGCAAGGACCGAGACGCACCUGUAUCUAGUGGUGAAGAGCUGCACGCACACAGGAUGUCUCUCGUCACGCAAAUCCAAGAUCUCUUCCCAGACCUGGGAUCAGGAUAUGUCAUCCGACUACUGGACUACUACGGCGAUAACCCUGAAACAGUGGUUGCACACCUUCUCGACUCUUCUCUCCCUCCUGAACUCCAAUCCCUCGACCAAACUGAAGAUCUCUUCAUUCCACAAUCCAUCAUCAACCCUGAUCCCAUGGCACCAAACUCACCACCUCCCGAGAUCGCUGAAGCGGAUGAAUCAUUCGCACGUAAGAAUAUCUUCGACAAUGACGUGGACCUCGCAGAACUCGCCCACUCUAACGAUCCAGCUGCCCGCAGCAAACUCCGUUUCGGUCGCGAAAACGACCUCACAGCCGACGACAUCCUCGCAGACCGCUCCAAGCACGCUGCUAAUAAGGCAGCUAUCAUCUCCGCCCUGGCGACCUUCGACUCUGACGAUGAUGAACGCGAUGAUACGUAUGACGCCGCUGACGUGGGCGGUACCGUUGACACUGUCCCCGCCAGCACAGACGCCGAGGUAGAAGCGCAAAACCGUCGCACCACGGCUGAGGAUUUGGACCUCUCCCUGUUUAAAUCUUACAGAUCGAAUCCUGGACUGUUUACACGCGACUCAGCCACCCGCCGCUCCCAACCACGGACGUCGUUGAAGGGCGAGACGGGAAUGACUGAUGAGGCGAUCGAGGGAUGGGCGGUUAUGCUGCAGCGCGAUCCGAAACGUCUGUCGAAACUCGAGGAUAGACUCGCACUUUCGGCUGGAACGCCGGGUGGAGCUAUGGCGCAGCCCGAAUUAGCGCCCACAUCGUACAGAAAGCCGCGUGCUGAUGAAGAGUCGGAAGAGAGUGAUGCACAUGGUGGUUUUGGAGGUAGAGGCCGGGGACGUGGCCGUGGGGGCCCAAGAGGUGGUGGACGUGGUCGCGGUAGAGGCGGUGGUAGAGGGGGUGGUGCUUCUGGGGAACAGAGUACGGCUGCUUCUCGCCAACGGAAAGAAGAGAAUAAGAGUAGUAGGGCGAAUCAUAACCGGAGGCAGCAGAGGGCUAGGAAGAUUGCGAGGGGUGGUGGCUUGCCUGGGUGAUUGCUGGAUAUUAUAAUGUUGCAUUAAUGAAGCGUUUACCUUUAUUCAGAGAAUAGACGAUUGCUACUUAUAGAUACAUGCAUUGGCGGCGAUAUAUAUCACCUAUUUUUAUACAUUACUACUAUAUCGUACGC